AUGGCAACUGACUGGGUAGCUUUGUCAUACGCGUUGACUGUGACAUCUCUGGUGUCGAUAGCGCUGUACGCUGUAAUUUAUACAAAGUUGCGAUUGAAGAGCUCGUCCGAGACCAGCCAUUUGCUUCAAACUUCGGAAGGAUUUUUGACAGCAAAGAAGUCACAGGGGAUGUACAGAAUCGCAUGGAGUUUCUAUGCUGGAAGCGUUGGAUCCUGGUGUAUCACCAGCCCUUCCAACUACGCUACUUAUGCUGGAUGGAUCGGAAUGAUCUUCAUGGCCAUAGGCACUGGUGUUCCUCUCAUCGUGCAGUCAUACUUCGGUAGCAUGGUGCAAUCCAAGUACCCCACUGUCAACUCGUUCGGGGAUUUCAUCACCGCAAGGUUUGGACCCACAGCUAAGUUGGCGUGCAUAGGGGUGGCAUUGAUCAAUAUGGCUGUCAUGAUGCUUGCUGAGUUCACCACCAUUGGAGGGCUGUUUCGCGAUUUUGUAGGCACGGAAGGGUUUCCAAUCAUUCUGAUUGUAGCCACCGUUACGACGGUAUACACCAUGUAUGGAGGACUUCUGGUUUCGAUCGUGACGGAUCAGGUUCAAGGCAUCACCAGCGUCGUUCUUAUCACAACCAUCAGUAUAUAUGUUGCUGCCACCUUCAAACGGGAGCUGCCGCCCAACUUCGGCAGUUUGAAACAAUCACUGGGGCCGAAUCAGUCGGGAUACAGCUCAAUCCUCGUCAUGCCAGCAUCGCUCAUGUCCUCAGUUAUGUUCAACGAGGGGAUGUGGCAAAGGGUAUGGGCUGCAAAAGAUCCGCAAUCGCUCAAACGAGGAGGGGUCCUGGCUUGUCUUGCUGUGGUGAGCGUCGUGUUUCUCUUCGGACUUGGAGGCUUUCUCGCAGCAUGGGGUGGACUAAUCGACUUUCAAACGGGAAAUCCCAAUCUGUAUCUCUUCCAGGUGUUCAAAUCAUCUCCGAACCAAAACAACGUGCAUGUCAAUCAGUUCAUAGAAGUCCUGGUCCUUGUGCUCGCAGCUGUCAUGAACGAGUCUGCCAUCGAUAGCGUGCAGAAUGGGCUAGCAGCAACCAUUUCAACGCAGUUCUUAAGGGGAAAGCCUCUGAUCUGGGCUCGAGGGUGUGUUCUUGUAAUCACUGUCAUCAUAGUUCCAUUUGCUCUUGCAAACUAUGCAGUCCUGUCAAUCUUUCUGCUGCCUAGUAUCUUGGCAGUUUGCUGGCUCUUUCCGGUCAUGCUCGGGGGCAUCUGGGACACACCCUUGGGUCUGCGAGUGGUCUCUGAGUCUUCGCUUAUAUUCGGAGGACUUGCUGCCGUCCUGUCAGUCUCUGCGUAUGGCAUC
Molecule: messenger RNA, 1341 nt
Organism: Guillardia theta CCMP2712
Lineage: Eukaryota; Cryptophyceae; Pyrenomonadales; Geminigeraceae
Exons: 3
Biological process (GO): transmembrane transport
Cellular component (GO): membrane
Molecular function (GO): transmembrane transporter activity
Source: RefSeq, a predicted model, not a curated record